Closterium sp. NIES-67 is the source of this 2924-nucleotide messenger RNA. The record is from the annotation of a GenBank genome assembly. Lineage: Eukaryota; Viridiplantae; Streptophyta; Zygnematophyceae; Desmidiales; Closteriaceae.
ACCUUGGGAUCUCCGCGCCGCAUUGCAACGCUUCCCUUGCAACUCUACUGCGUCUGCGAUUCUAGAGCGAGUUGAACAGUAGUAAGACCAGGCGUGCGCAGUAGAAAGUAUAGAUAAGGCGUGUUAGCGACUGGUGAGAUUGUCAGCACAUCCAGCUGUAGAACGCAAUGGCAGAGGACGCGAUCGACCGGCAGCUGGCGCUGGUUUUUGAGAUCGAGGAGGCCGGGCGCACCGCCAAGGUGCAGCUCGAGAACUGCCUGCUCCUUAGCGACCGCCUCUCCAUCCUCCGACCGCUUCUUAAGGACGUGCGGCCAUGGCUGGCGACGGUUCAAAUGGGCCGGCAGCAGGUCGCCGUGGACGCCAUCCUGCUGCGACUCGAGAGGUGUCUGCGGCGCCUCAACACGGUGCUGCAGCGCUGUGGUCGCUCCACCCGACUCUGCGUCUCCAGCUUCUACCGAGACCUGCACUUCACACUCAAACAGGCCUCCCUCUCCCUCGCGGACUGCCUGGCGGAUUUGGCUGUCCAGGUCUCUCCUGCUCUUCCCGAAGCUGCCAAGCAGGCUCGGGCCAUCCAAGCCGAGAUCCAGCAGCUCAGGUUCGUGCCAGCUGGCAAGCAGGGGCAGGCCCAGUUGGCGACGGUGUGCGGGCAGGCGACAGAGCAGCAGCGCCUGCUGCAGCAGCUGUGUGGGUCCGUCUCCUCUCUCCUCUCUCAGCUGCAGUCCCAAGACGCCAGCUGUAGCUGCAGUGGCCGCUGCACAGGUGGUUGCAGGGAUAGAGAUGGCAGAAGCAAGGGGGAAAGGGACAAGGUGGGACGGCAGAAGCAGCAGGGGGUUGUGUUGAGCUGUGAGAGCAGGGCGGAGGUUUCAGGGCAGCUGGUGCGGGUGCUGCAGCAGCUAGAGCGGGAGACAGUGGUGGUGGGCGUGCUCAAGGCGCUGUGCUUCAAGUGCGGGUGGAUGGAGGAGAGUGUAGUGAAGAAGCUUAUAAGGGAUCUGGGAGAGCAGAGGAGAGUGGUUGGGACGCAGAGGUGGGCUGUGGACGAGAUUCAACAGUGGCUCAGGAGGCAGGACCUAUCAGCUGCUGACACGUGCUCUGUGACUCUGAGUGGAGCAUCAUCAGAGGGGCGGGACAUGUGGGCGAUAGGCGUGUCGUGCGUGGAGGAGCCAUGGCUGGCGCUGCUGGCGGAGGAGCUGGUGGCGCACCGCGACGACCUCAGGGAGGUGUCCGCCCAUGUCGCUGCUGUGAACGCCGCUCUCAGCAGGGCUGCUUACAAUGACGCACAGGACGCAGAUGCAGCAGGAGGGCCAGUUGAUGAGAGGCGUGGGGGGAGGGCAGGCAGAGGGCGGAGCACAGGGAACGAAAGCACGCGAGGUGACAUAUGGGAUGAACGGAAGGGCCCUGGAGGGGCGGCAGAGGACGGCAGUAGUGGAGAGGAAGGGGUUAAUCCAAGGAGGGCAUACUCGGGGAAGGUAGAUCUGGCAGCAGAGCAACGGGGAGCGCUGGUGUCGGCUCUGUGGUACGGCAGCGAGGAGGACCAGGAGGCGGCCGCCGAUGCUGUCUUGGAGGGCUGCGACAGCGGCGCCAUCACCGCCACCCCCUCCCUCUCAGCGCGAGUGCUCUCAGGCAAAUGGCAGCCCGCCCUCGCUGCCGCCCUCAAGCCCCCCUCCUCCUGCCGCCCGCCGGUGAUCCAAUCAGCUGUCGCCACGUCAAUCGUCUGCCUUGCUGUCUCUGAUGAGCUGCGCAGAUCGCUGGCCUCUCAGGGCCUUCUUCAGGCGCUGCUGCUGCAGAUCCAGAAGCCCCACCGCUUCACUCUCAGCCGCUGCCUCUUUGCACUCGGCCAGCUGGCGCGGUGUGAUUCGGUGCGCUGCCACGUCACCGAGUCGGGGUCAAUGUCGUUCCUCGCGCCGCUGCUGCGCUCCAAGGACAUGGAGGUGCGCGAGGCCGCCGCGCUGCUCUUCAAGAACGUGGUCUUCCGAGACCCCCCUCAGGACACCCAAUCAUUGCUCGCCACGCGCGCAUCUGUGGUCAAGCACGGCGCCGUCCCCUUCCUGCUCUCCUCACUCGCCAUUCCUGACCCCGCCAACUCUAGUGCCACCCCUAGCAUCCCACACAACCCAGCAGCAGCAGCUGUGACGAGUGAGACGGCGGAGUACAUGCUGGGGAUAGUGGGCGGGUUGGCUCAGAGUCCUCGAGCGGCCGUGCCGCUGCCCAGCAGGCGGCUCAUCGCGUGCGUCAUCCCCCACCUCGCUCUCCCCUCCACCCCCAGCGUGCGUGUCUAUGCUGUCGCUGCCCUCGCUGCCCUUGCUAGAGUCAACAAGGAAUGUCUCACUAACGGGGGGGUGGUGCCGCUGCUGCACGUGGUCAGGGAUGAGAGUGUGGGCGAGAGGGUGCGGCUGCAUGCCGUGUCGGUGCUGUGUGGCAUUGCUGGCCUCAAGAGCAGGGACUACCGCUCGUUAAUAGCGUUGGAGGGCGGGCUGCCCCCCCUCGUGGGCCUCCUCGCGCCCGCCUUCCCUCUCGAUCUGCGCCUUCUCGCCGCCGCCACGCUGCGCUUCCUCGCAGCUUCCGAGGUGGUGCGGCGAUCCCUGCUGCUGGCGGGCGCCCUCCCCCCGCUGGUGGAGCUGCUGCGCGCCCAGCUGCCCAACCCCUUCACUGCGGGCAGCGCCGCAGCCGCCGUGGCGGCGCUGGUGCCGGGCGAAUCAGGGAGUGCGGGGCUGCCGGAAGGGGGCAGAGGAGAUAGUGGCGUGUGGAGGGAGCAGGAUGCUGGAGGGGAUUCGUAAGGCAGGAAUGUAGUGUGCAGGUUCAGGAUAGCGGCAGUUCCAAGCAUACGUAUCUGUAGAGAUCUGAUGCGCCACUUGUAUCAGUGAGAUGGCCUGCAGAGGAGCAAGCGGUUUUUUCAAUGGCCUCAUCCACUCUCAAGAGACUUGUAA